Mucor mucedo is the source of this 1654-nucleotide messenger RNA. RefSeq lists its product as uncharacterized. Bases 153 to 1541 code for a protein of 462 amino acids. Gene Ontology annotation, molecular function: actin binding; small GTPase binding. NCBI's taxonomy places the organism in Eukaryota, Fungi, Mucoromycota, Mucoromycetes, Mucorales, Mucoraceae. Gene Ontology annotation, biological process: regulation of Rho protein signal transduction; actin filament organization. The transcript is spliced from 5 exons. The record is from RefSeq and is a predicted model, not a curated record.
UUCUUUUCUUUACUAAAUACAAAUGAAGGCAAAUACACUCUCCUCACCCGAGGUGAAAAACAAUAUUCGAGCUGCCGUGCCAACUUCAAAAAUCUUUACUGCUGCUGUCGCAAGACUUUUUGUCGCUAGUCCAGAUCCCUCCAAAUGGUCUUAUGCUCUCCUCUGGGGCGCUGCUGUUUUCUAAUAACAAAGGCGUCAUGUGGGAACAAGAAAUUUAUCAAGGAUUCAACUAUGUAAAGGAAGCUGGCUUUUUUCAUACUUUUGAAACAGACGAUUGCUUGGCAGGUCUCGAAUUCGUUGACAUGGGGGAAGCUGACACAUUUUAUAAAAAAGUACAAGGACGUGACUCAUUGAAUACAAAGACGAAUACUAGUCAUGGCAAACACUUUUUGGGAAUGCACAACAAUAAGAAGAGAACCAGUAAAAUUGACAAAAAUCAUAUUGGUAUGCCAGCAGAUUUUAGACAUGUGGGUCAUAUCGGUUAUACACAAGGGAAGGGAUUUAGUGUUCAGAACAAUGAUCCCGAAAAGAAUAGUAUUUUAGAUCAGUUAAAAGCAUUGGGUAUAUCAGCGGAUGAAAUUAGUGAAAAUCAAGCCUUUAUCGAUCAGUUUUUACAACAAAAUAAUGCAGCUGCUCCAACUGUGACAGCUGCUCGCCCUUCACAACAGUACAGUAGUCCUCCUCCACCGCCACCACCCAUGCAACAAUUUAAAGCACCCUCUCCUCCACAGCCAUAUAAAAGUCCCACUCCACAGUAUGGUAAUCCGACACCACCACCUGCAUUACAAAACAGUAAUAGUCAAAGAAAGAAAACACCACCACCGCCACCUCCACCAGGUCGUCAUCAUGGUGUUGCUCCACCUCCACCUCCACCAAGAAGACCUAAUAACAACGUACCACCUCCACCAAGAAGCCCUAUUAACAAUGCACCAGCUACACCUAGAAGUCCUAUCAACAAUGCUCCACCUCCACCUCCUCCAGUAGCAAGAAGUAUCAUAUCCGGACCACCUGUACCAAAUCGUGGUCGACCUGUACCUCCACCACCUCCUGGAAGAAACAAUAUGUCGCCACCACCCAUGAUGGGAAGUGCUCCUCCUCCUCCUGCACCACCACCACCACCACCUAUGAUGGGAGGUGUACCUCCCCCUCCCCCCUCUGCACCUCCUCCACCACCUAUGAUGGGCGGUGCUCCUCCUCCUCCAGCCCCUCCUCCUCCCAUGAUGGGAGGCACCCCUCCUCCACCUCAUCCACCUUCUGGUAUUCCUGCGUCUGCACCACCAGGACGUACAGAUUUAAUGGCAUCCAUUCGACAAGCAGGUGGAUUCGGUACUCUAAAGCAAACAGGCAAGUUACGUAAGGCAGAGGUAGUAGACCAUAGUGCACCCAUGAUCGCAGGCGCUGCAACUGGAGCGGCUGUAGGUGCAGCUGCAACAGCAGCUGGAGGUGGUGAUUUAGCUUCCAGUUUAGCCAAUGUGUUAAAACAACGUCAACAAGCUAUGCAAAGUGAUGAUGAAGAUGAUGACGAUGAUGAAUGGGAGUAGGACGUAUGAAUGUAAAUGAUCAGGGAUUUUUUUUAGAAUAGAGAGAGAGAGAGAGAGAAAUAGACGUUGCUUAUUUUCGAUUGUUUUUUAUAUCAAAAAGAAUAAAACAUGUG